CUGAAGCCGGCGGGGAGAGGCCGACAGGCCCGGCUCUGGGGGCUCCAGCUUCCCUCCAGCUCUGGCUCCCGGGGAGCUGCUUCGGAAUUCUCUCAGUGCCUGCUAUUUUCAUGCAUUUGGCUGGACCUCACAGAGCCGAGUCCACAAUGCGCAGGCACCAGGAAAAAGAUGCUGAGCUGGACCGUAGGAUAGUUGCCCUGCGCAAGAAGAACCAGGCCUUACUGCGCAGGUACCAGGAGAUUGAGGAAGAUCGUCGCCAGGCCGAGCAGGGGGGCAUGGCCGUGACCACACCAGCGCUCUUCCAACCCGACGGGCUCACAGUCACCAUCAGCCAGGUCCCUGGUGAGAAGAGGGUGGUCAGCAGAAACUGGGUCAGGGUGCCCCCUUCCCCUGGGAUGACUGGCGCCCUGACAGAUGAGGAUGCUGCAGACACGACGGGCGUUUUCUGCAUGGGGGACCGGGUGGAACUAGCUGUGACCAUGGAGAACAAAGCCAAGGCCAAGCGGAUCGUAAGUGAAAAACCCACCGCCCCAGCAAGGAACCCAAGGGCCAAGGGGACAUCUGGAGGCGGCCGGGGCCAGAGUUCUCCCCUGCAGGGUGUUCCGGAGCCCCGGAGUCCAGGCGUGGCCCCAGGCCCACCUCCCCAGCAGCCCGCGGGACUGCCCGCAGAGGCCAGGGAUGACUACAGGCAGUGGAAACGGGAGCGGGAGCAGAUCGACCUGGCCCGCCUGGCCCGGCACAGAAAUGCACAGGGUGACUGGAGCCGCCCGUGGGACCUGGACAAAGCCAAGCCCAUGCCACAGGACAGCAGCAAGCCUGGAGACAAGGACUCGGCCAUAGGCAGAAAGGGUCCUAGGACCCACCAGAAGCCACAACUUCCCCCACCAUCCAUGGAUGGAAAACGUCGGGGUGGACCAUCUGGAAGACCCUCAGUGACAUCCACCAUAGUCAGCAAAGCCCAGGGGAAGGAGAGGCUGACUGGCAGGGCCCGAAGGUAUGACCUGAAGGAAGAGGAGAAGCUGCAGAGCCAGGAGGGAAGCCAGAGCACCAUGAAGACUCCCAGUGCAGAGGAAGGACAUGUACAGAAGCAGGGUGAAAUGGAACCAGGCAGACAGGAGACCGUGCCUGCAACCAGUCCGGCUCUGGCCUCCCCAGAGGGGCUAAAGGGGGAGUCAGGAACCUCUACAGCCGGUUUGGCCCUAGACUCCCCACAAAAUUCUGACUUGGCUCCCCUUGACCUCUCUCUAGGAGGAGCUUGCAUCCCCAAGCCUGGAGAGAGCACAGAUGGGCUCAGUCCAAAGUGCGGGGCUCUGGAAAGUCCGGGGCCACAGCCAAAUGGUUCUGAGCAGCGGACCCUGGUGCGGGAUGCCCACCAGCCUGGGCUGGAAGUCCACACUUAUGCCGAGUCACAGGGCGAAGCAGAGGUCUCAGAACCCAAGGAGGACAGGGCUGGUGAGGCUUGGGCCCAGCAGAGCCUGGCACCAAGAAGCAGGCCCCCGAGAGGAACUGGCCAAAGGACAAGAGGCACAAGUAGGAGAACCAGGGCAGGCGGUCCUGGCCCUGCAGGAAGAUGCUGAGCAAAGCUCGUGGAGUCGGGGAGCCAGGCUAAGGAGGGGAGAGCUCAGUCCUGAGUCUUUGGUGUGGCAGGAGUCUGGCUGCUGUGGCUUGUAACUGUUUGGUCGAGCAGUGUGGCAAAAUUCCGCAGGGACACCACGCGAGGGCCUCUUACGCACAUCUCUCGACACAAGUGGGAUUUUACAUGUAGGCAAGGCCCCUGGUGUAUUUGCCAGGCUGGGAUCUCCUGUUCAAGGAUGGUAUCCCUGGACUGGGCCUACUGCUACCUAGGAUAGGCCUUUCCCACAAAGCAAGAGUUGGUAGUACCCCAGAACGUGGGUCUGUUGGCAGUACCCCAGAACGUGGGUCUCCUGGCUCCCUGUCAUUCCUCAUUCCCAGGUCUCCCUCCCCAGGCACAGCCCUCAGGUGCCUUAACUUUAGAUGGUCUCAGAGCUGGUGUGGCCAGCCCAGCCCCUUUCUGACACCCAUGCCUUUCAUCCAGGUGACUCACGGUCCUGGUCUUCCAAGAUGGCCAAACUGGGAUUUCAAUAAUCGCCUGAGGCCCAGAGAAAGUGGGUUGAGACUCACGGCUGACAGGAACAAGGGUGGAGUGGAAGAAUAGAAUCCCAGGCUUCUUGGGGGGAAAGGAGGCAUUGCCGGGCCUCUUCUCUGACCUGGGCUAGGCUUCUCUUGUCCAUGGCCACAGGAGAAUGGGAGAGCUCACCAGCAGGUACUGAGUCUGCCUCUUCUAUAUCCAGAUCAGACAUCAUGGGUGCCCUGAAUGGACCCUGCAGCCCAGGGCCGUUUCCUGACUUCUCUUCCUUCUGCAUUUCCCCUCACCAGGGCCGGGCACAAGCGAGCACGUAGAGAUAGAGGAGUAGCAACCGCAGCUAAGUGCAACAUGAGGAGGUGUCUUUCUAACUCAGGCUCCAUGCAGGCCCCUCCCAUGAGGCCCACGGCUGGUGAAUUAUCCAGACUCUGCACAAGCUGUGGCUCCCUUUCAAUACAACAAACAUUUCCUGAGCGUCUUCUCCCAGUGAUCCAGCCGGUGGGCGAGGGUGACUCUGCCAGCAGGAGGGAGGGAAGGAACUCAGUCAUCCACAGCUCAAGGCUGAAUGGCAAGUGCUGUUCUGUCUGCAGAUGCCUGGCAGCCCUGGGGACGAUGAGGGUAGGAGCCUGAAGAGAGCCACCCCACCUUUGCUGCCCUCUUUUGAUGUGGCCUGCGCCCUUUGCUCCUAGGCCCUUAUCUGGAUGGCACCAUGCAGCCCCCUCCCCUUUCCUCUCCUUUCCUUAUGUGAGGGGAGUCUCACAUAAUCCCCUGAGACUCUAGGGAAGGCCCACACCAGCUCCAUCUUUCCACGCGAGGCCUGACACUUGGGCUCCUGUCUUGGUCUUCCUUCCUGGCUCUUGGUUCCAUCUAGUCCCUCUACUCAGGUGGAGGGAAUCCUCAAACAGGUCAAGUUGUUCAGAGAAUUCUUCUCACACUUCCGUGGGGCCGGAGGUGCAGGUUGAACCCAGUGGGGCUGGGGAAGGUCUGGAAGUUUGCGUUUCUAAUAAGUCCCAGGUGAGACAUACAUGGCUGUUCUUCUUUUUCCCCCAGCCUGAAGAACCCUUUGAGGAGUCGGUUCUGGAGUGGGGUGUGUGAAGGGUUCGGUUAGAGCGGAGUCUAGAUUGUAAGGGCAAGUUGCUGGCUACGCAGGAACCAGGAGAGUGCGCCCCUGUCAAUGGAAGAGGCUUCCUGGCUUCAGAGGCUCCUGUGGAAGAUUCUUUGGGCAGUGGGUAGUGGAGUCAACUCUACAGUGUAUCAAAAGGAAGCUGACCAGGCAGGGAUAUGACAGGUUGAACUGGGAGGGUCAGCGUGGGGGUCAGCGGAAGUUUGAAAAGGCAGAAAAACAUUCCUGUACAUGUGAGACAUGCCUGGGCCCGAGUGAAGGAUCCAAAUUCAAUUUUUCUAUCCUGCCUUCCAGUCUCAAGUAUAGGUCUUUGGAAUGUGACAUGGGCCCUGGAGCUCAUGACUCCUAAAAGAUGGGACUGGAAUAGAGUGGGUUCAGGCAGAACUCUUGAAUUCAGAUAUUGCGAAGAAAUGAUUGUGAUCAAGAAUUUGAAUUCUUGGCUGGGGGUGUAGGUUGUAGUUGUAGUCCAUUCUUAGCAUACAUGAACCCCUAGGUUCAGUCUCUAGGAUCCCCAAGACAGCUAGUGAGUAGGGAGGGAGACAGGGAAGGGUAGAGGGAAAGAGAGGGAGAUGGAGAGGGGGUGGGAGAGAGGGAGAGAGAAAAGAGAUUCACAGUUUGCUUCCCACUGGAUGUUGCCAACUCUCCAAUGCGCUUCAUCAAACAACACAGAGCAUGACGUGUUUGCCCAUGGGCUGAGGAUGUAAAAACCUGGCAGGGUUCUAGCUGGUUCUUACAAAGGGACCUAAGCAGGACAAAGAGCUAGCAAGGAGGACUGAGAGGAUAUGGGGCUUUUCUUCACGGGCAACAACCAUUCAGUAGACCACUGGGGGAAGCCAUCCUAGGGACUGGAGAGAACG
Molecule: messenger RNA, 4084 nt
Organism: Peromyscus eremicus (cactus mouse)
Lineage: Eukaryota; Metazoa; Chordata; Mammalia; Rodentia; Cricetidae
Gene: Ccdc9b
Product: coiled-coil domain containing 9B
Exons: 11
Coding region: 111-1577 (488 amino acids)
Source: RefSeq, a predicted model, not a curated record